AUGCCACAACAGUUAUCAAUGGCACAAGGAACACCACGUAAAUUUGCGGAAAAAAUUGCAAUAAUGGAAAGGAAGCAAAAUGAAGAUCAAGAAGUGUUUACCUCAGUUAUGCGUGACGUACGUGCAAUUACGAGUAAUUGUACCGCUUCACCACCUGUUUGCUCUAGUCCACAAGCACUUGCACCACCAAUAAAUUGGAAUCGUUCCGGUGGUUCAUUACCAAAUGUACAUGAAAUGGUACAACAGCAACCGGACAUUCAUCAUUGGUCAUAUUUGCAUGACUCAUCACAAUUGAAUCAAUCAAAUCAUUUACGUGGUCGUUCACCAAUUACAACAACAACAACAACACACUAUCAUCCGUAUAAAUUAUUCAAACAACAUGAACGUUAUUUACCAAUUGAUCAACUGGAUUAUCAACAUUUGCAUUGUUCAGCAAGUAAUCAUUUACAACCACCAGAUAUGUUAUGGCCAAAAGCUCGUAGUGAUCCGACAAUUUUCAUGAAUUUAUAUCAACAACAAGAACGAUUAGAAAAUUUUAACAUACAAGAUUUGACGUUAUUAUCAUCCAAUCAAUCAUUAUCACCAUUAUCAUUUCAUCCUACAACCGACUCAUUUAAUGCUACACCACCAUCAUCAUCCGAAUCACAAUCAGCGCCAACAAGUCCAGCGCAAAGUGUUGAAUUACCAGUACCAACAGCAUGGCCACAGCGUAAUUAUUCAAAUAGUCCUGAAUCACGUGAAAUACCAAAUAUUGUUCUCACGGGUACCGAUGGUGAAUUGGAUUGCUUUGAGGAUUUGCAAGAUUUACAUUUAGAUGCUAAUGAACUACAACAAUUGCUAAGUAGCAAUGAACAGGUUGAUCCAACAGGUGAAACACAACUUCUUCAAUAA
Messenger RNA from Brugia malayi, 891 nucleotides. RefSeq lists its product as uncharacterized. The record is from RefSeq and is a predicted model, not a curated record. Gene Ontology annotation, cellular component: cytoplasm; nucleus. The transcript is spliced from 3 exons. Gene Ontology annotation, biological process: protein homotetramerization; positive regulation of transcription by RNA polymerase II. Lineage: Eukaryota; Metazoa; Nematoda; Chromadorea; Rhabditida; Onchocercidae. The coding region runs from base 1 to 891 and encodes 296 amino acids. Gene Ontology annotation, molecular function: cAMP response element binding protein binding.